UGGUGUUUCUGGCAGCCUGCUGACGGAGCUCUGACACCACUGACUGAUUGAAUGAGUGCCGGCGGCGGUGCUAUAACGUGAACGAACAACAGGAAUAAAUGCCGGGGACGGAGCCUGCAGCAAAGCCGCCCAAAGACUCCGACCAUCGACGCGAAGUAGCAUUAGCUGAAGCAAUUAGCUGCCACAAGCUAGCACCAAAGAUUGCUAGCACCUCGCUAAGCUAACCACUAGGUACAAUUAGCCGGAUAGCUAAUGUUAGCUGGCAAGUCUAUUUAUAGGGGGCCCGUGUGCCAUCAGUAGGAAACUCGUUAGGCGAUUAGUAUUGACAGCUUAACCCGAGAGGCUUCUGUGUUUCCUAUGAUCUCACAGCGCUAGUUUUUGGUACCAAAAUGUCCACCACUUCGUUGGAUAAAGAAUUACAGGAGCGACUGAGAGAGGCGUCUGCCAUCGGGGAUAUCGACGAAGUGCGGACAUUGGUGGAGAGCGGAGUGAAUGUGAAUUCACAGAACGAAAUAAAUGGAUGGACAUGCCUACACUGGGCAUGCAAGAGGAACCACAAGCACAUAGUGUCCUACUUACUCAGUUGUGGAGCGGACAAAGAAAUCCUCACGGCUAAGGAUGAGUUAGCCUCACAGCUCACGUCCAAGCCAGAGAUCAAACGACUUUUGGGAGUUGAAGUGGAGGAAGUGCCUGAAGUCAAAGAGCCUGAGCUGCCAAUCAUCCCCAACUACCUGUCCAACCCGCCCUUCAUGUAUUCCAAGAUGGACAACAAGUCAGAGGCCAUCCUGGCCCAGCACCUUACACAGAAUGGUUCUGGAGGACAUGACGAGGACACACACAGCGAUUCGGCCUCCCUUUCCCCGACACACGAGCCUCAGAAAUCACAGAGCCUGGUGUCCGACAGCCCCACUCCUCCCCCAAACUCCACCACCCACAGCCAAGCCCAGGCUGGGGAAUUAAUUCCUGUGGCUGAGCAAAAUGGCGUGUCACCCAGCCCGGCCUCAUCCCACAGCCACGCCGUUGUUAACUGCAAAGUGCCCAUGGACCUGUCAGUUGAGCCGCACCUCGUCAACCACGCUGACUACCCGCAUGCGGUGGCACACAAUGGCACCAUGUGCUCGCCUCCGUUGCCCUCGCCCAGCCCCGGCUUGGCCAGCGGCAGCGGGAGCCAGGUCCAGGCCCCGGUGGCCAACCCGACUAUGAGCAGGCAGCAGUCUAUCCCACAGCAGCUGAGCUACAGCCAGGCUGGAGGGCCCAUGCCAGCCUUUCAGCCUUUCUUCUUCACCAGCACCUUCCCUGUCAAUGUGCAAGAGUUGGUGCUGAAGGUGCGUAUCCAGAACCCCAACGCACGGGAGAACGACUUCAUUGAGGUGGAGCUUGACCGCCAGGAGCUCACCUACCGUUCCCUCCUGAGGGUCUGCUGCCGCGAGUUAGACAUCAGCACCGAGCACGUGGAGAAGAUCCGCAAGCUGCCCAACACCAUGCUGAGGAAGGACAAAGAUGUGGCUCGGCUGCAGGACUUCCAGGAGCUGGAGGUUGUGUUGGAGAAAGCGGAGGGCCUGUCCCUUUUCUCCGGGACCGGGGGCCUAACAGACAGACCCUGCUACAACAUGAAGGCCUCCCGCCUCACCUACUAGAGGUACCACAGAGGCCGAGCUCUCCCCGCUUACGAUGGGCUUCUGUAGCUAGCCUCAAGCAACCACAACUAGUUGCCCGCCCAGUAACUUGUUCCAGCUUUGUCCGGCUUUGGUGUUUCGCCAAUUUCCUGACUGGGAUUUGUUUUCUCAAGUUCUGUAGCUAUUGUCCUCCCCCAGUCCUCCUCUGGCCCUCCUGCAGCUUUAGUGCACCCAACCAGUUCUAAGCGAUUACUGAUGCAUGGUGUCCUCGGUUAUGUGCGAAAGCAUUCGGGCCCCUCUCGCCCCUCUUUAUCUCUUUCUCUCCCCCCACUGCGCUUUGUGCCAAGACUCCAGUGGGACAACAGAGGGAGGCAUCGGCUUGUCUUCCUCACAGACUGGACUUGGGUUUCUGCAGUAGCCUUAUAUGGACACUUCCCCGUACUGGCUGUGGACUGUGGUCACAGAGGAAAAUGGUCUGAUAAGACCGAGAGCAGAGGACGGCAGGAAGGAUUUACAUAACUCUAACUGAUACGUUCAUCAUCAGUCCACAGAAAAGGACAAGUUGAAACACAGUGGACUUGCACAGAGCAACGUGAAUUUCGAGCAAACUGAUCUAUGGAGUGUUAUUCUAGCUGGCACACACACUUUCAUCAAUGCUGUAGACAUAAACCUUAGUGUCUUUCUGGCAGAGGGCAUCCAUUAAUGGCCCAAUAGUAAAGGUGGAAGUAAUGUCACACCAGGUGAGACUUGGGUAUCAUUGGACUAAUAGCACUUUUAUUUGCUAACCACACACACAGUAUGCUUUAAUCUAUAACGGCAGUAGGAUGGGUGAGUUGAAGUAAGGAGUCCUGGUUUCCCUACGUGUUUAAAUCAUGCAGUCAUACACUGUGGAAAAGAAAUAAUUUGUCUGAAUUGUUCUCUUUAGUGUCGUUUCACGUCAGACUAAAACUUAAUUUAUACCGUAGAGAUAAAUGUGCAGCAACUUGAAGAAGGACUCGGUUUCUUUGUUUCUUUUCUGCAGUGCAUCGCCACUACUGUGCGCUCUCCGGUUCAGUCAGCAUAACGUUCAAAAAACUGUCAACUGUGAAGUAUUUAUUUGACAUGUUUUAGUUUUGUUGAUUCUCACUAACAAUGCGAGUAGGUCAGAGCGACGAGGCUCGAGUCCUAGCAAAGGUCGUGCGCGAGGCUCCCGCUUGGUUGACCGAGCCAGUGGAGCCCUCUGCGGGAUGUUUUCGGUCGCUGUCCUUCUGUGUAACUGUGAUUAGAGUCAAAACCAAAAACUAAUCUAGCCAGCAAAGAUACUAACUGCAGAGUAAGCUGCUUUAGCAAAGAAUACGGCCUCGUUAGAUUUGCUCCCCCUAAACUGAAGAGGAGCCACGUGUGUUUGUGACACUUGGCUUUCCUCCUCCUUCCUCCAACACUCAUCCAAAUGAUUAUUUCUGACAUGAUUAUCUUUGCGUCAUCUCACUUUUAAACUUUAUAGAUUUCUUUAAAACACACUGAAAGCGACACAGAAUAUAUAUGGCUUCAGUUUGGUUGUCGAGGCCAGUCUAGUGCUAAUAUUUAAUUUUUUAUAUAUGUAUAAAACAGAGAUGUUUUCUACUUGGUAGCUUAAUCAGAGGUGUUGAUGUCUAACUUGAACGGUGACUGACAAGAAAAAAAACAUCCUUAUACUGUAUAUUAAGGAUUGAAGUGGGUCAAGAGGCACAGCUGUGUUGUGUCACAUGGUAACAUUAAUGCUGCUUCAUCAACACUUUAUAUUCCUUUUAGUUCUCAGUACUGGGGCUCGUUUGUUUUAGGCAGUGAAGUAGGCCCCGACACAUGUUCUACAAUCAAAACGGUUCUUACCCAGUGGUAACUGUUUACUGUUCAGACAUAUACCUGAAGCUCUUACUGUAUUUGUAUGUUUUAUGAUAUAUUUUUUCUUAAUUUGUAUUUUUUUUUUAUUUUUUUAACCAGUUAGGCCUGUUGUGUUUGUGUCAAAAAGUCUGCCGUCGUGCAAGAGAGAGUUCCACAAUGGGAUGGAAAGUGUUGUUGAAGCCAAGUGCAAUGUGGGGAAAAGAUUGUGUUUCCAGAAAGUUUGCUGUGAGAAAAAGGAAAAGGAAAAAAAAGAA
Chelmon rostratus (copperband butterflyfish) is the source of this 3730-nucleotide messenger RNA. It is a transcript of the gene ankrd40, whose product is annotated as ankyrin repeat domain 40. Gene Ontology annotation, molecular function: protein binding. The coding region runs from base 390 to 1637 and encodes 415 amino acids. The transcript is spliced from 5 exons. The record is from RefSeq and is a predicted model, not a curated record. NCBI's taxonomy places the organism in Eukaryota, Metazoa, Chordata, Actinopteri, Chaetodontiformes, Chaetodontidae.